Messenger RNA from Colletotrichum acutatum, 721 nucleotides. RefSeq lists its product as uncharacterized. NCBI's taxonomy places the organism in Eukaryota, Fungi, Ascomycota, Sordariomycetes, Glomerellales, Glomerellaceae. Bases 56 to 523 code for a protein of 155 amino acids. The transcript is spliced from 2 exons. The record is from RefSeq and is a predicted model, not a curated record.
CAUACUACGUAUACGCAGUACAGUGAGUGUGGUACGGAUAUUUGUCUCUUCUCCAAUGCAUUGUCCUAACGAAUCUGUCUUCAAUGCGGAUGCCUAUGAGUCUGCACUCUGGACAGAUGCAGACGGGCACACCAUUCCCCAUAUAUUUGCGCAAGCCUUCAUCAAACUGUCUGCUCGUCAUUCCCAGUCCCAGACAUCGCUCUCAGAAGACUCGGAGCCGUGCUUUCACUCUCCAAAGUUUGAACAAGCUCAUCCCCGUCCAGUGCUGUCCAGUGUCGUCAUGGUCCAUCUAUCUAGCCCUCAACCUCUAUUCACCCGCGACGCGGCUUACGCAGCCCCCACACUCCCUCAUCGCGGCUCACCAUGCAUCCCUUGCACUUCUUCCCGAAAGCUGUUCUGGGUGUUUCGCGACCCUGGACCCCUGACAUUGACGAGCACUGUUGAUUUUGAAUGCUUCGACCGGUUCCAGACGCAUCAAAGCAAAUGGGCAAUGUGCUUCACAUAUACCGUUCCCAAACGAUGACUGCGGACGAAUCUUGUCAUAACCUUGGUCAUGUCACGGAGCGAAUGCAGCUCUAGGCCAGCUACGAGUCUUUGACUACGCAAACGCAUUCAUGGGUCAGGAGCUGGGCGUUGAUGAAAGGCUUUCUGAGAGCUGGCAAUUCUCUCCAUCAACCGUCAACGUGUGAUCGGGAACCAACCUGCCAGGUUACUCCGCAUC